Molecule: messenger RNA, 828 nt
Organism: Daldinia decipiens
Lineage: Eukaryota; Fungi; Ascomycota; Sordariomycetes; Xylariales; Hypoxylaceae
Product: U1 zinc finger-domain-containing protein
Exons: 4
Coding region: 1-828 (275 amino acids)
Biological process (GO): mRNA 5'-splice site recognition; mRNA splicing, via spliceosome; spliceosomal snRNP assembly
Cellular component (GO): U1 snRNP; nucleus
Molecular function (GO): zinc ion binding; pre-mRNA 5'-splice site binding
Source: RefSeq, a predicted model, not a curated record
AUGCCGAAAUUCUUCUGCGACUACUGCGACGUCUACCUUACCCACGACUCCAUGAGCGUGCGCAAGGCCCACAACAGCGGUCGAAAUCACCUGCGAAACGUCGUCGAUUAUUACCAGCAAAUCGGACACGAGAAGGCCCAGUCCGUCAUCGACUCCAUCACAUCCUCCUACGCCGCCGAAGGCCAGGCUCACGCCAAUCCCAUGCUGCCCCAAAACCAGCCCGGCGGCGCCGCGGCGGCGGCAGCAGCUGGAUUCCCCGGAAUGCCACCACCGCCCUUCAGCUUCCCCGGCGGUAUGCCGCCUCCGCCUUUCCCCGGUAUGCCUGCUGGCAUGCCACCCCCGCCGGGCGCCGCGUUUCCCCAGGGCAUGCCUCCUCCGCCAGGCCAAGGUGGUAGAGGACUUCCACCGCCUCCCUUCGCAGCUGGACCCGGCGGCCUGCCCAUCCCGCUCCCAGGCGCCGGUCUACCGUUCCCUCCGCCAGGUGGCUUGCCAUUUCCUCCUCCGGGUGCAGCCGGCGGUAACGUGCCUCCCUUCCCGUUCCCCGGCAUGCCCCCGCCAGGCCAAGGCUUCCCCGGUGGGCCCUCGCCGCCCGGCGCAGCUGGCGGCUUCCCGCCUCCCCCGGGAGCGCCCGGCCGGCUCGGAAAAGAACGAGAGGCGGGGAUCAGUGGUGGUGGUGAUGAUGGUGAGGGACAGGAUUCAGGUCAACGGCAGCAGCCCCUACCGCGACCGCCAUCACUACCGCCGAAACCCGAAGUGGGAAAAUCUCGGAAUACCACUAGUCCUAGACGAGAGAAGGAGUGGGGAUUUAAGCCAUAUUCUCGAAGAUAA